AUGGACGGCGACGACCGGCGGAAAGGCUACGGGUGGGCGAUGAUCGCCGGAUUGAAUGCCGCCCUUGCUGCUGUAUCGGCCAAACUCGUGUCCAACCAGGUACCGGGCCUCAUCCCCGACUCUCCGUCGUUCGAUCGCCUGGCCAGCCUCGUUUGAUCUACGACGCACAAUACUCGAUUAUAUAAUCUAGAUGAGAUGAAUCCGACGUCAUUUUUAGGGAUUUAGGGGUACUCCGUCACCGAGGAGUGGCUGUGAGGUCUCCUUCUGUCUACAAUGGCGGCGCUAUCUCAUUCCGUAAAUUACAUAAUAUGUUCAUGUGAUACAUAAUAUGGCUGUGAGUUUCCCACCGGUUCUCUGCAACUAGUCUCGUAGUUGACGCAAUGAGAGACUAAGAGCAUACCACGGAGGCUCUGCCGUCCCCGGCGAUCCACGUUACUCGUGGCAAAGUCCGGGACUAUUCUAUCACUCGCUACUGAGCAAUCUGUGCCUGCGCAAUCAUGGCAAAGUCAGCGAUACCUCGGUUCUCGCUGCUUCAGGACCUCGAAUGUUUCUUCCGAAUCACCCGUGGUCUUUCCCAAUCCUUCCCUAUAAACUCCAGAAUCACACUUUUACAUACCCAAUCCAUUCCUAAUUCUUUCCGAAUCGCUGCUUCGGUUCUCGUUGCAUCUACAUCCUUUUCCUCUAUAACUGGUUCCACGGGUUAGAUUUCUAGCUUCUAUUAUUUUGUCUCUUUAUGAUUAUAAGUACUCAACCUAGUGACGGUGCCAUUUUACCGAUGAAACCGAACCACAUUCCUAGUCUAAGCGGGAUUAUUUUUCUUCAAAUUACGUUGCAAAAAAAAAAAAACAGUGGUUCAUGCAAUAUGGUUACACGGGAAUGAGAAGAGAAAUCACCCCUAACAAGAUCCAGUUCUGGGUGAGAGUCACAGUCAGUAUCUUUCGAACAAGACCAAUCGAAUGUCUUCCUUCUGCUCUCGUUCUUCAUCCUCCUUUUCACUACUGAUUUGGAAACAAGGGCAUAAACCUGAGCUCUCGUUCAUUCAUCUGUUUGUAUGAAUGUGGGAUAGCCGCGGAGUUCAAUAUGCUCGAUUUUUUAUCUUCGUUAAUCCAAAACUGCUCUCUCCAAUCCUUUGCGUGAUUUAUUACAUUGCGUGCCUCUUAGCUGCAGAUGAUCGAAGAACAACGGCGUUGAUAAGUAAUUAUGAUCCACCUCUGUCUACGUUCAUGAUCGAAUGCUCCUCUUUUUUGUUUUUUUUUUUUUUUCAGCUUCUGAAAUAUGGGCUCGUCAUAUUCUUCAACGUGACGAUGUGGGGUUGCUAUGUCAACAGCCUCAAGGCUCUCUCCUCAUUGCAAGCCACAGUCACAAACUUCGCCGCAAACUUCUUAUCUUCCGGCCUAGCAGGAUAUUUUUUGUUCGAAGAGCCUCUGUCUUCCAAGGUAAUUCACAUGUGGAUGCCUAAACCAAUUCAAGGCGAUGCCUUUCAUAGAAUGCCGGCGUUGACCGACGAUUUCAUCACCCUCUAUGGCCGAAGUCAAACGGCGGAGGGCGGCCCACUAUAGCCAUAUUCUUCCGCAUAUUGUUUCUCCGGUCAAUGCUUUGAUCCGUGAAAAUCCCAUGUUUCUGAGGAUUCUACCAGUUACUAUUCUUUUUAUUACUUCGGUCGGUAAGCAUCGCUGGAUCUCAUAAGCUUAUAUGUUUUGAUGUAUAUUUCCAUCGAUCUGAGGCCCAACUGUGUUCGGAUCUGGGCACAGGCCAUCUCCACAGCCAGCACUCAGUCUUUUAUUCGCUAGCUGGACUCUCUUAUGUAUCAUUGCCCCCGGUUCCAGUUCUGGGCCUGUCCAGAUUGGCCCCCGGCCCGUCGGGUUGACUGAAAGCUUUGACCUUCGGCCGGUCGUUCUUCGGGACUGCUAACAUUAGGCGCCUCUCGUUUCAGUGGCUCGCAGGCGCCCUUUUCAUCAUACUGGGAGUUAUCGUCCUCAGCAAAUCAACCGUCGAAAGGAAGGCCAGUCGAGAUUAG
This is a messenger RNA of Spirodela intermedia, 2017 nucleotides long. Lineage: Eukaryota; Viridiplantae; Streptophyta; Magnoliopsida; Alismatales; Araceae. The record is from the annotation of a GenBank genome assembly.